This is a messenger RNA of Penicillium oxalicum, 156 nucleotides long. RefSeq lists its product as uncharacterized. The transcript has a single exon. Lineage: Eukaryota; Fungi; Ascomycota; Eurotiomycetes; Eurotiales; Aspergillaceae. The record is from RefSeq and is a predicted model, not a curated record. The coding region runs from base 1 to 156 and encodes 51 amino acids.
AUGUGUUCCGUCUACGUCUUCCUCUACGACUGCGGCUGCUGUGUGCGCGAGGGCGAGGUUGUCCACUGCGCCAAGGUUGGAACAGCCGCUUGCCCCGGCGUAAAAGAGAUCUUCCGACGUCGAGACGGCUUCAAGUGCCCUGCUCACGGUGGCUAG